Molecule: messenger RNA, 498 nt
Organism: Striga hermonthica
Lineage: Eukaryota; Viridiplantae; Streptophyta; Magnoliopsida; Lamiales; Orobanchaceae
Source: the annotation of a GenBank genome assembly
AUGUGGACAGGUACUUGGAGGGUUGGAGGUGUCUUGGCAAUGUCUCGUGCUUUUGGCAAUCGCAUGCUUAAACAGUUUGUUGUGGCUGAACCUGAGAUUCAGGACCUGGAGGUUGACGAAAACCUUGACUUGCUUGUUCUUGCCAGUGAUGGACUUUGGGAUGUUGUACCUAAUGAGGAUGCCGUCUCGAUAGCACAAAGAGAGGACGACCCUGAAGGUGCUGCUAGGAAACUAACCGAGACUGCUUUCACUCGUGGAAGUGCCGAUAAUAUCACGUGCAUUGUUGUCAAGUUCCACCAUGCCAAAGCAGCGAGUCUUGUGGAAGCCCAACAACAAAUUCUGGAGUCCAAUCCUCAACCAGAGGAAUCCCAUGAAGACAGCAAACUAAACCCCAACGAGCCUGAGGAAGCCCCUGAGACCUCAAAAGCAGACCCCGAGGAAGCCCAUCAGACUUCCAAAGUGGAUCCUGGAGAAACUGUACGGGUUGUGAUUUGUUAA